AUGACGGGCGGUGGGAAGGGCCAUGGCUGGUGGCCAUGGCUGGUGGCCAUGGGUGGUGGCCAUGGGUGGUGGCCAUGGGUGGUGGCCAUGGGUGGUGGCCAUGGUUGGUGGCCAUGGCUGGUGGCCAUGGCUGGUGGCCAUGGGUGGUGGCCAUGGGUGGUGGCCAUGGGUGGUGGCCAUGGUUGGUGGCCAUGGCUGGUGGCCAUGGCUGGUGGCCAUGGCUGGUGGCCAUGGCUGGUGGCCAUGGGUGGUGGCCAUGGGUGGUGGCCAUGGGUGGUGGCCAUGGCUGGUGGCCAUGGGUGGUGGCCAUGGCUGGUGGCCAUGGGUGGUGGCCAUGGCUGGUGGCCAUGGGUGGUGGCCAUGGCUGGUGGCCAUGGCUGGUGGCCAUGGGUGGUGGCCAUGGGUGGUGGCCAUGGCUGGUGGCCAUGGGUGGUGGCCAUGGGUGGUGGCCAUGGGUGGUGGCCAUGGGUGGUGGCCAUGGGUGGUGGCCAUGGGUGGUGGCCAUGGGUGGUGGCCAUGGGUGGUGGCCAUGGGUGGUGGCCAUGGGUGGUGGCCAUGGGUGGUGGCCAUGGGUGGUGGCCAUGGGUGGUGGCCAUGGGUGGUGGCCAUGGGUGGUGGCCAUGGGUGGUGGCUAUGGGUGGUGGCCAUGGGUGGUGGCCAUGGGUGGUGGCCAUGGGUGGUGGCUAUGGGUGGUGGCCAUGGGUGGUGGCUAUGGGUGGUGGCCAUGGGUGGUGGCUAUGGGUGGUGGCCAUGGGUGGUGGCCAUGGGUGGUGGCCAUGGGUGGUGGCCAUGGGUGGUGGCCAUGGGUGGUGGCCAUGGGUGGUGGCCAUGGCUGGUGGCCAUGGGUGGUGGCCAUGGGUGGUGGCCAUGGGUGGUGGCCAUGGGUGGUGGCCAUGGGUGGUGGCCAUGGCUGGUGGCCAUGGGUGGUGGCCAUGGGUGGUGGCCAUGGGUGGUGGCCAUGGCUGGUGGCCAUGGGUGGUGGCCAUGGCUGGUGGCCAUGGGUGGUGGCCAUGGCUGGUGGCCAUGGCUGGUGGCCAUGGGUGGUGGCCAUGGGUGGUGGCCAUGGCUGGUGGCCAUGGGUGGUGGCCAUGGGUGGUGGCCAUGGGUGGUGGCCAUGGCUGGUGGCCAUGGGUGGUGGCCAUGGGUGGUGGCCAUGGGUGGUGGCCAUGGGUGGUGGCCAUGGGUGGUGGCCAUGGGUGGUGGCCAUGGGUGGUGGCCAUGGGUGGUGGCCAUGGGUGGUGGCCAUGGGUGGUGGCCAUGGGUGGUGGCCAUGGGUGGUGGCUAUGGGUGGUGGCCAUGGGUGGUGGCCAUGGGUGGUGGCCAUGGGUGGUGGCUAUGGGUGGUGGCCAUGGGUGGUGGCUAUGGGUGGUGGCCAUGGGUGGUGGCUAUGGGUGGUGGCCAUGGGUGGUGGCCAUGGGUGGUGGCCAUGGGUGGUGGCCAUGGGUGGUGGCCAUGGGUGGUGGCCAUGGGUGGUGGCCAUGGCUGGUGGCCAUGGGUGGUGGCCAUGGGUGGUGGCCAUGGGUGGUGGCCAUGGGUGGUGGCCAUGGGUGGUGGCCAUGGCUGGUGGCCAUGGGUGGUGGCCAUGGGUGGUGGCCAUGGCUGGUGGCCAUGGCUGGUGGCCAUGGGUGGUGGCCAUGGCUGGUGGCCAUGGGUGGUGGCCAUGGCUGGUGGCCAUGGGUGGUGGCCAUGGCUGGUGGCCAUGGGUGGUGGCCAUGGCUGGUGGCCAUGGGUGGUGGCCAUGGGUGGUGGCCAUGGCUGGUGGCCAUGGCUGGUGGCCAUGGGUGGUGGCCAUGGCUGGUGGCCAUGGGUGGUGGCCAUGGGUGGUGGCCAUGGCUGGUGGCCAUGGGUGGUGGCCAUGGGUGGUGGCCAUGGCUGGUGGCCAUGGGUGGUGGCCAUGGGUGGUGGCCAUGGCUGGUGGCCAUGGGUGGUGGCCAUGGGUGGUGGCCAUGGGUGGUGGCCAUGGGUGGUGGCCAUGGGUGGUGGCCAUGGGUGGUGGCCAUGGGUGGUGGCCAUGGGUGGUGGCCAUGGCUGGUGGCCAUGGGUGGUGGCCAUGGGUGGUGGCUAUGGCUGGUGGCCAUGGGUGGUGGCUAUGGCUGGUGGCCAUGGGUGGUGGCCAUGGGUGGUGGCUAUGGCUGGUGGCCAUGGGUGGUGGCUAUGGCUGGUGGCCAUGGGUGGUGGCUAUGGCUGGUGGCCAUGGGUGGUGGCUAUGGCUGGUGGCCAUGGGUGGUGGCUAUGGCUGGUGGCCAUGGGUGGUGGCCAUGGGUGGUGGCUAUGGCUGGUGGCCAUGGGUGGUGGCUAUGGCUGGUGGCCAUGGGUGGUGGCUAUGGCUGGUGGCCAUGGGUGGUGGCUAUGGCUGGUGGCCAUGGGUGGUGGCUAUGGCUGGUGGCCAUGGGUGGUGGCUAG
This is a messenger RNA of Closterium sp. Yama58-4, 2403 nucleotides long. NCBI's taxonomy places the organism in Eukaryota, Viridiplantae, Streptophyta, Zygnematophyceae, Desmidiales, Closteriaceae. The record is from the annotation of a GenBank genome assembly.